This is a messenger RNA of Arabidopsis lyrata subsp. lyrata, 1599 nucleotides long. RefSeq names its product eukaryotic translation initiation factor 4B3. The record is from RefSeq and is a predicted model, not a curated record. Gene Ontology annotation, molecular function: mRNA binding; translation initiation factor activity. The transcript is spliced from 2 exons. NCBI's taxonomy places the organism in Eukaryota, Viridiplantae, Streptophyta, Magnoliopsida, Brassicales, Brassicaceae. The coding region runs from base 75 to 1334 and encodes 419 amino acids.
UCUAAAGAAGGAGAGCCAUUCAUUAUUUUUGAUUCACACAACGAAGAGAGAAGAAGCAGAAGACGAAUCCAACCAUGGCGGCUGCUGUAUCAUCUGUUUGGGCAAAGCCUGGUGCUUGGGCUCUUGAAGCCGAGGAACACGAAGCUGAACUCAAGCAACAAGCCCCUCCCUCCACACAGAAAUCCUCUGCCGGAGAUUCCUCCGAUUUCCCUUCCUUAGCCGCUGCUGCCACCACCAAAACGAAGAAGAAGAAGGCCCAAACCAUAUCUCUCGCCGAAUUCGCUACCUACGGUUCCGCUAAGGCGGCGGCACAGACGGAGCGUCUCACUCAGGCUGAGCUGGUAUCUCUUCCGACCGGUCCACGUGAACGCUCUGCUGAUGAGCUUGAUAGAUCUAAGCUUGGAGGUGGUUUCCGGAGCUAUGGCGGGGGUCGUUACGGAGAUGAAUCGUCCAGCUCGAGGUGGGGUUCGUCUAGGGUUUCGGAGGAUGGGGAAAGGAGAGGCGGUGGAUUCAACAGGGACAGGGAACCUAGUAGGGAUUCGGGUCCCUCGCGUGCGGAUGAGGAUGAUAACUGGGCCGCCGCCAAGAAACCAAUUGGCGGAAACGGAUUCGAGAGAAGAGAGAGAGGCGCCGGCGGAGGAUUCUUCGAAUCUCAGUCCAAGGCUGAUGAAGUCGAUAGCUGGGUCUCCUCUAAGCCAUCGGAGCCCCGGAGAUAUGAGAAAAGGGGAAGUUUUGAAUCCUUGUCUAGAAACCGUGAUUCUCAAUACGGCGGUGGAGGUAGUUCUGAUUCGGACACCUGGGGGAGGAGAAGAGAAGAGAGCAGUGGUGCAAACGGCGUGCCAUCACCGACUGCUGGCUCACGGCCGAGAUUGGUGUUACAGCCACGUACACUUCCUGUGGCCGUUGUGGAGGUAGUGAAGCCGGAGAGUCCGGUCUUGGUCAUUGUCGAGAAACCUAAAGGUGCCAAUCCUUUUGGGAACGCAAGACCUAGAGAGGAAGUUCUGGCUGAGAAAGGCCAGGAUUGGAAAGAGAUUGACGAGAAGCUCGAGGCUGACAAGCUUAAGGACGUUGCUGCAGCCAUUGAGAAGCCUGAUGAGAAAUCUCCAGGGAAGAUGGGGGGCUUUGGCCUUGGCAAUGGCCGCAAAGACGACGAACGUACUGAAAGAAGUUGGAGGAAAAGCACGGAGCAAUCUGAGGAGGAACCAGCUGUAGAAGAGGCUAAGAAGGAAGAGGCUGAGGGCGAACUGGCUGUAGAAGAGGCUAAGAAGGAAGAGACUGAGAAGGAAGCAGCUGUAGAAGAGGCUAAGAAGGAAGAGACGGAUGACAAAAUCUAAAGAGUCAAAAGGCAUUUUUGUGGAUUGUGAUAGAACAAGUUGGGUUCUCCAAGUUUAGCUUCUGAGAAUUUGUGUUGUUUAAUUUGGAUAAGUUAAAAGUUGUGUGGGGAACUGGAUAGAAAAUUUUGGUAGGGUCUUUUUAUAAUCUCUCUCUGUCUCUCAGUCUUGUUUGCAUACUCUGUUGCAAAUUUUUAGGGUUUUGCGUGUCUUUUAUAUUUUUUACGAGUUGUACAAUUUCAUUAUUGGUUUACUCUUUCUUUGAAUU